Messenger RNA from Girardinichthys multiradiatus, 4053 nucleotides. RefSeq names its product hypocretin (orexin) receptor 2 (gene hcrtr2). Gene Ontology annotation, biological process: circadian sleep/wake cycle process; feeding behavior; G protein-coupled receptor signaling pathway. NCBI's taxonomy places the organism in Eukaryota, Metazoa, Chordata, Actinopteri, Cyprinodontiformes, Goodeidae. Bases 41 to 1303 code for a protein of 420 amino acids. The transcript is spliced from 7 exons. The record is from RefSeq and is a predicted model, not a curated record. Gene Ontology annotation, cellular component: membrane. Gene Ontology annotation, molecular function: orexin receptor activity.
CUGCGAUCAGUGCAUUUCAGUGCUUAAAUCAACCUUAAGCAUGUCCGGAAUCACGGAGAAUUCGGACUGUGACGACUGCAACUAUCCCGCCCACGGGGGUAACGGCACCGGAUCGCGCUUGCACUCCACCAUGGAUGAGGACGACGAACUUCUGAGAUACAUCUGGACAGAGUACCUGCACCCCAAGGAGUACGAGUGGGUUCUAAUCGUGGCUUACAUAAUUGUGUUCUUUGUCUCACUGAUCGGAAACUCGCUUGUUUGUUUUGCAGUGUGGAAAAAUCGUCACAUGCGCACAGUGACCAACUACUUCAUAGUAAACCUUUCCCUGGCUGAUGUACUGGUCACCAUCAUUUGUCUGCCUGCAAGUCUUGUGGUUGACAUCACAGAGACAUGGUUUUUUGGCGAGACUCUUUGCAAAAUUGUCCCCUAUCUUCAGACCAUCUCUGUUUCUGUAUCGGUUUUGACACUGAGCUGUAUUGCUCAAGACCGUUGGUACGCUAUCUGUCACCCGCUAAUGUUCAAGAGCACAGCCAGGAGGGCUCGUAAGAGCGUCAUUGCCAUCUGGGUUGUGUCGUGCAUCAUCAUGAUUCCCCAAGCCAUCGUGAUGGAGUGCAGCAGCCUUCUGCCUGAACUCACAAACAAGACCCGCCUGUUCACAGUUUGUGAUGAACACUGGGGAGCUGAGAUCUACCCAAAAGUCUACCACACUGGCUUCUUCAUCGUCACAUACUUUGCUCCAUUAUGUCUCAUGGUCGUGGCUUAUAUUCAGAUUUUCCACAAGCUGUGGUGCCAACAGAUUCCUGGAAACACAUCAGUGAUUCAGAGGAAUUGGAGGACGUUCCGGUGUGCUGCUCCGGGUUCAGGAGAGUCUGCGAGGGUGAGGACUGGCACAGUUACUGCUGAGAUCAAACAAAUCAGAGCCAGACGCAAAACAGCUCGCAUGCUGAUGGUUGUGCUCUUUGUGUUUGCCCUCUGCUACCUACCGAUCAGCGUGCUCAAUAUCAUGAAAAGGGUUUUUGGGACCUUUAAGAACACAACCGACAGAGAAACAAUAUAUGCAUGGUUCACUUUCUCGCACUGGCUAAUAUACGCCAACAGUGCAGCAAAUCCCAUCAUCUAUAAUUUUUUGAGUGGGAAGUUCCGCAAAGAGUUUAAAUCUGCAUUUUCUUGCACUUGUUGCGAGGAGCGACAAGACGACAAUAUAAGGACACGGACCAGAGUGAACAGAGAGAGUCGAAAGUCGAUGUCAACUCAAGUUAACAAUGUAGACAAUCUGUCACAGUUAUCAGAUCAGAUUGUGUAGCCUUCUAAUCUGGGUAAGAAGUUUAUAUAUCCCAUCCUGAGGACAUGGGAAUCAUUAAUGCUCACACUGUGGAAUGUGCAAACCUCUAUUUAUUUUCCAAAGGACUUGCUGCUGCAAAAGAUGAUAUGUUAGAGUAAAAGAUGAGAUUUUAAUUAACAUUUCCAGAGAGUUUUGGAAAAUAAUUUUCUGGAGACUUUGUGUUAAAAUACUAUUAAUUUGAAACAGAAAUCUUUAUACUAUAAAUCACACAACAUGGAUGUUCAGUGUCUAUGUAGUUUGCUACACACAUAAAUAACAGAUUUAUUCUCUUUCUAUAUUAAAACUAUGUUCACUGUAUUAAUUUAUUUUGUUUCAGCAGUCAAUGUAUUUAUUUGUUUCUACACUAGUGGAGGAGUUGGUGCUGAAAAGAUAAAGCUGCUCAGAGAACCUUAAAGGGGACAUAUCAUACAAAAUCCACUUGUUUAGCCAUUAAAUACAUUUUGUGUGUUCUUGGAGUCUGAAGGAGUGUAGAAAAGUUGAAUUUAGUCUCUCCAGGUGCUGCGUAGAUAUCUUUUUAUUCUGUAUGGGUCAUAUUUUUUAAUCCGUUCAGUUUUCUUUAUUCUCUGUUAUGUUUUUUAAACUAUUACUUCACAGUAUUUGUGGAGGAACAGCUGAACAAAUAGAAUACGCCAUUUUUAUUUCUUGCUGUAAUUUUGUAGUCCAAGCUCAGGUAUGCCGAAGCUGCAAGUGGAUAAGUGUAAAUGUUUGGUUGUUGAGUGUAUUAACACACACAGUUCAUUACACCGUCCCCCAGCAUCAGAACCUCUUCGAAGUGUAAACAAUGCUCCUUAGUGUAGUUACUUGAAAUGGAUGGAGAGGGUGUAAAUACAGUAAUAACACACCGUUGCGAUGCAUUCAUUUGAACGCACGGUUCUGCAGGUUUGUUUUCUUCAGUCUCCUCUCGCUCUGAGCAAGACUGGCUCGAAUAUGUAAGGCUGGAUGUUCAAGUCUUGAAUGUUGGCAUCUUUUAAUUAAUUUGAGAAUAGGUUUGGGAAGUGCCUCUGUAGCAUUUAAAGAGAUGCACCAAAUGAAGUUGCUGUGAAAAACGUUGUGAUCAACGAUACUACCAAUACCACAAUAUGCAAAACACAGUAAACAUUCUGGGUUUUAAAAGUAUGUGAGAUGAAGAUUUGCUGCUUAAUGGAAAGACAGAUAUUUGUUUGUGAUUAUGUUUUAUCGACAUGUUGGAAAUAGUGUUAUGCCCCUUUUCCAUUAUUACCUACUCUAUUUGGGUUGGGUCAGCUCUACAUGGAUUAGUUAGUUUUCCAUUAAAAUUAAAAUUAUUUUAUUUUAUGUGAUAGACCAACUCAUAGUAGUGUAUAUAAAAGGGAAGUUAUACACGGUUUUCAAACUUUGCUUUAAUAAAAAAUUUGAAAGGUGUGACAUGUAAUUAUAUAAUUACAUAUUAAAUAUUCUGGUCAUGCAUAAAAUUAUAGGAAAGUUUAAGGUAUGUAGUGGUCACUGGAAACAUGCGGAAGAAGGUGCUGUGGUCAGACUUCAAUUGUUUGGCAUAUGCAAUAUUUUAUAUAUGAAAGCAAACUAACAUUGCACUUCACCCCGAACACAUCAUGCCAAUUAUAAACAUGUCAUAGUUGUGCUCAGAAGGGCCCAAUUUCAGAAAGAUAUGUCAAAAACAAAGGUUCGGAACAGGUAACCAAAAACAUGAAAUCUAGAGUGGAAACCAAAUAAAUCCUUUUCAGCAAAGUGUUGGUUGAUGGAGGGAUCUCAAACAUUGCUGAAAAACCAGGGGAGUAUAUUACACUGCAAUAAGUAAAAUCUUGAAUUUUAGAAAACUAAUCAUAGAAAUAGCUACUAACUGGGUAGAACAUUGUGUUUUGGGGACAAAAAUUAUGCAACUUUCUAUGAACCUGUCUAUAUAAAUUACCAGGCAAGAAGGCUUCUGUCAGGAAAUUUUUUUCAAAACAUUGGUGUCAAAAAAUCUGAUGGAUGAUUUAUCAUGCAGCUUUUUAUUCUUUGAAAUUUUUUUAACACAAACGCACUAAAUAAUGUACUAAAUCAAAUGAAUAGAAAUGAAAAUGACUAUUGCAUAAUCAAUGUUAUUUAUUAAUGCAAUCAUUGCAUCUGUUGAAACAAAAUAAUGAAAAGAUGGGACAAGCAUUUAUCAAAUAGAGAGAAUUAAAUUGAAUGGAAAAAUCAAGUGAAGUUGUGUUACAAUCAAAGAAAACAAGGAGGAAAUCUUUUCCCAAGGAUCUGCUUAAUUUCUGUUCACUGACUUGUGCUGGACUUGUAUUUCUCGUUAGCUCAUUAAAUUCUUUGAGGUUUUCUUUGUUAAGUGUAUUUGUGGACAUUAUUGAAGUUCUAUUUGUUUUUUGUUUUAUAAUUGUUGUAAUUUUUAUUUUGUAAUGUUAAAGCUAUGGGUUGUUUUUUGAAUUAAUUUAAUAUUUUGAUUAUCAGGUUGAAAACUAUCUGGAUUUUUGAUGUUACUGAUUUACAUUUGGGAUUAAUGUGAAGUCUUUUAGUGUUUUGAGUUUCAUUUCUUUAAACACCUUGCUGCAAUUUGUUACUUCUGUAAUGCUGUGACUUAUUUUCAUUUCUCCCUAUUGUUUGUAAUUUAUACAUUUCUAUUGUGAUUGUUCAUGUGUUUUAUGGCUUUUUACCUGUUCUUCUUUCAAGCUGACAGUGGUGAAGCUCUCUGGUCAAAGUGUUUUCACCGAAUGUGCUUGAUCAAUAAAUAAUUUUUUCAGUGUUGA